UCCUAAUCAGUCUCCUGCUCCGAAGUAGACAUGGUGGACUGAUCCCAAGCAGGGCAGGGAGCAGGAUUUCCUGAACGCCGCCCCCCCCCCCCACCCCGGCUCCAACCUCCGUGUCGGGGUGCUCCCUCCAGUGCACCCCGCCUCCCUGUACCCCGCCCCUCCCGUGCACCCCGCCCCCCUGUACCCUGCCCCUCCCCGUGUCGUGCAGUGCCUUGUGGUGCCCUGCCCGCUGCCCGCGGGGCUCCGGGGCCGGGCUGUCGUUGUGUUCCCGCCCGGUGCCCCCUGCCCGGUCCCUAUGGAGGAGCUGUGCCCCGGGGGGGCCGCCGACGACCAUGCCUAGGAAAGCAGGGAAUGGGCAGCUGCCGCUCCCCCAGGGCUGGGAGGAGGCCAGGGACUACGACGGCAAGGUCUUCUACAUCGACCACAACACCAAGAAGACCAGCUGGAUCGACCCCCGGGACAGGUUAACCAAACCCCUCUCAUUUGCGGAUUGUGUUGGAGAUGAACUGCCAUGGGGGUGGGAAGCAGCCUUUGACCACCAGAUUGGUGUCUACUACAUUGACCACAUCAACAAAACCACACAGAUAGAAGAUCCCAGAAAACAAUGGAGGAGAGAGCAAGAGAGAAUGCUAAAAGACUACCUUAUGGUAGCGCAAGAUGCUCUCAGCACACAGAAGGAAUUGUACCAUGUGAAAGAGAAAAGGCUUGCUCUGGCUCUCGAUGAAUACAUGCGAUUAAAUGAUGCUUAUAAGGAGAAAUCCAGUUCCCGCACAAGCUUAUUUUCAGGAUCUUCAUCCAGCACUAAAUAUGACCCUGAUAUUCUGAAGGCAGAGAUCUCCACUAUACGGUUAAGGGUUAAAAAACUGAAGCGAGAACUUUCACAGAUGAAGCAAGAAUUACUGUACAAAGAACAAGGCUUUGAAACACUGCAACAAAUUGACCAGAAAAUGUCUGGAGACCAUAGUGGCUAUGAACUCAGUAAGGCCAAAGCUAUUCUAACUGAAAUGAAGUCCAUCAGAAAGGCCAUUAGCUCAGGAGAGAGAGAGAAACAAGAUCUAAUACAGAGUCUCGCUAAGCUGCAGGAGCGGCUUCAUUUGGACCAAAGCAUUGAGAGAUCUGAACCAGACUUAAGAACCAACUCUGUGAGCUCUCAUUUAUCUCUCUCCAGACAGACCCUCGAUGUUGGGUCUCAAACAGGCAUCUCUGGAGAUUUUGGAGCGAGAAGUAGAGCCAACUUAGCAGAAAAAGUCAGGUUAAGUCUACGAUAUGAAGAAGCCAAAAGAAGCAUGGCCAAUUUAAAAAUUGAACUAUCCAAGUUAGACAAUGAGCCCUGGCCUGGGGACUUGGAUGUCGAGAAGGAGAAACUGAUGUUGAUUAAUGAAAAAGAAGAAUUUUUGAAAGAGCUUCAGUUUGUUACACCUCAAAAACGUAGUCAGGGUGAAUUGGACUACUUAGAAGGCCAAAGGAAGCUUCUAGAGGAAGAGCUGCUGUCUGUGAAAAACACGCCCAGUCGAGCCCUUGCUGAGAGGCUCAAAUUGGAAGAGAAAAAAAAGGCACUGCUACAAAGACUUGAAGAAACUACAAAGUUAACUACUUAUUUGCAUUCACAGAUUAAAAGUCUCUCCGCCAGUACCUUGUCCAUGUCUUCAGGGAGCAGUCUGGGGUCAUUGGCAUCCAGUCGGGGGUCUCUGAACACCUCUAGCAGAGGGUCACUCAAUUCCCUCAGUUCCACAGAGCUCUAUUAUAACAACCAAGGGGAUCAAAUUCCAGACUUGGAGUAUCAGUAUAAACUGGACUUUCUAUUACAAGAAAAAAGUGGUUACAUUCCUUCUGGACCCAUUACCACCAUUCAUGAAAAUGAGGUGGUGAAGUCCCACAGCCAGCUGGGCUACAGUGACUCAUCGGGAUCCUCAGCAGCGGGCCAUGCUUCAAAAUUGACUGAGCCGCCCAAAUCUGUGACGUCCCUCUCCUCCAGAUCCUCCCUGUCCUCUCUGUCCCCUCCUGGUUCUCCUCUAGUUCUGGAAGGUACUUUUUCUAUGUCUGCCCAGGAUCCUCCUCUUCCCCAGAUCACCACAGACUUUGAAGACUGUGAAUUGACUAGCCAUUUUGCAGACAUUGGUCUUACUGAAAAUCAGAUGCUGCUGGACUCUGAUGCAAGAGCAACAUCACAGGCUCUUGCAGAGGACAAAGACAUUAAUGAAGGUGUAAGGCAGUCUUUAUCACCCUUACGUGAAGGAACAACAGGUAUUGAAGAGCAAUUACCAAGAAGGAUAGUAGGCCACUUACUUGAAGAGAAAACGGCCUGUGUGUCUGCUGCUGUGUCUGACGAGUCUGUGGCUGGAGACAGUGGUGUCUAUGAAGCAUCAGUAAAACAACCUGGUGAAAUUGAGGAUGUUCUCUAUUGUGAAGAUGAUUCUUUGAUUCUAGAGACUGCUCAAGUGCAGAUAGGACUAAGAUAUGAUGCUAAGAGUUCCAGUUUAAUGGUGAUUGUAGUACAACUUCGAAACCUUCAUGUCCUUUCCAUAUCUCAGAGCUCAAAAGUGUAUUUUAGGAUUACAGUCCUACCCCCCUCUGCAGACAUCAGCUGUCUUUUUCGCACAAAAGUCCAUCCUGCUGAAGAAUGCAUUUUGUUUAAUGAAAUAUUCAGAGUGGCCCUUUCCCCCGUGGCUCUGCAGCAGAAGACUCUAAGGGUGGAUGCCUGUUCUGUCAGCAAAGACCAACGGGAAGAAUGCCUGGCCGGAACUCAGAUCAGCCUAGCAGAUUUUCCCAUUGCAGAUGAUUUUUUCACUUUGUGGUAUAACUUGCUACCUUGCAAGCCAAUUCCUUACAGAAAAAAUGAAGAAGGAAGUGAAGGAGUUGAGUUUCACCAGAGCCAGCCUUCACUGGGCCCCUUAGACCUGGAUGCUGUGUCAGCUUUGCUAGAAAGAACAUCAGCUGAGUUACAAGCUGUAGAGAGAGAUUUGUCUCAAGAAGUGGAGGAAGAGGAAGAACCGAGGCAACAAAAAGAAUCAAGGAGUCUUGAUGAAUAUUGGUUAGAAAUGUUAACAGAGACCUCCAGUGAGCUCAUGGCCAAGGAAGAAGAGGAAACUAAGCUGUCAGAGGGGGAUGACUUUACAGAAGAACAUGGAUCAUGUACAAUUGUGCCUAAGCUGAAUGAGGAGGAGAGCAUAAAAGAAACCAGCCAUACCAAAGAACCUCGGACUCAGCUACCUCCUGUCGUGCCCAGCCUGGUUGAUAAAGAGACAAAUACCGAGGAAGCAUUUCAUGAAAAUAUGGCCGUCCGACCUAAGGAUCGUUCCAGUCUGAGCUCUCGGCAGCAUCCUUUUGUCAGAAACAGCAUGAUUGUGCGCUCCCAAACCUUUUCUCCAGGAGAGCGGAACCACUACAUCUGUAGGUUAAACCGAAGUGACAGUGACAGCUCCACGCUGGCUAGAAAAUCUCUCUUUGUGAGAAAUGCAACAGAACGCCGUAGCUUAAGGGUCAAGAGGACUAUUUGCCCACCAGUCCAUAGAAGAUCAGCACGGGAACACCCUCCUCGCACAUCUCUUGACUUAGAGCUGGAUCUUCAGGCUUCUUUGACACGGCAGAGCCGCUUGAAUGAUGAACUACAAGUCCUACGAGACUUGCGGCAGAAGCUUGAGGACAUGAAAGCCCAGGGAGAGAUGGCUCUUUCUGCUGAUGUGCUCGAGGAUGAGAGGUUUCAGAAGCUCUUGAAACAAGCUGAAAAACAGGCUGAACAAUCCAAGGAAGAACAGAAGCAAGAUUUGAAUGCUGAGAAACUAAUGAGGAAGGUCUCCAAGGAUGUGUGUCGGCUUCGGGAGCAGAGCCAGAAAAUACCCCUCCAGGUGCAAUCAUUCAGGGAGAAGAUGGCCUAUUUUACCAGAGCAAAGAUUAACAUCCCACCCUUGCCAGCCGAUGAUGUGUAAAUUAUAUAUUUUGAAUUAUUCUCCCCCCUGCUCACUCAGAGGCAGGUGAAAGGGGUGAACUUUUUUUUUUUUUUUGUAACCAGUUCUUCCAGAUCGUUUAUUUUGCAUCAGACUAUAGAUGUGCUUAUUUGUAAAAUACCAUGAAUUUAAUUGAGUGUUUUAAAAAAAAAAAAAAAAAGGAAAAAAAUUGAAUGUCCAAAAUGGAAUAAUUCUGGUACACAGAUGUUGUACAGUUUAGUGUGCAUCACAUGUGGGCUUUUAUUUUGUAAAGAUGGAGUACAGACAAAUACCCAGUGUGUAUCCUGUUGAACUGCACUGUUGAGAAAUACUAUAGUCAAAAGAUUUCUCUCUUCCCCUCUUUUCAUGUGAGUAGACUGUGAAGAUGGCAACUGUGCCAUGCAAUAUUUUUAUACAAGAAGAGUAUAACUCUUUAAGUUUGAAUUCAACAUGCAUCUAAUAAGCUUCUUUCCAGGGCUGUAAGGCCAUCCCAAACAGGUGCUGGGUUAAUUUCUAUUACUUAUAUUAGAACAUUUUGUUUCCUUAAAAAAAUUCCUUCUUUUUUUGGGCCUUUUAUAUUUGUCUAAGUAAAAUAGUUAACAUUUUAGUACUGAAUGCAGGAAUAAAUAUAACUGUGUGAAUGUACAGUACUUUUGGCUGCACUAAAGAUUUUGUAACUUGUUAUUUCAUCAAAGGGAGAAAGAUACUUAAAGAGGAUAGUAAAUAACUAAAAUUCAGGAAAAUAAAACCACCUGAUGGGCAGCUGCUUCUUAAAACUUGAGGGUGAAUUUACACAAGUGCUCACAGCUAGCACUUACUUUGAGGUGUAAUCACUUUUAGAGAUAUUAGUAAUGUUCUGCCACAAGCAUCAUAGUAUUACUGACUAGAAGAAUGAGGCGUGAUUUCAUUUACAAUGCCAUCAAAACUAGUGAGGCAGAGAAAAAUUACCAAAUAAAUUUUGUGAGAAAACCAGUGACCAAGUACCAGGAUAUCUUUCUUUUUGAGAUCUAAAUUAUGACUCAAAAGAAAAGCACUAUAUGCAGAAUUCAAACCAGCGCUUCAUGGACCAGAAUGUUUGAAAGUCUGAAGGGUUUUCUAAAAGAACAAUUGGCAGAAAUUCACCCCAACUAGUUGUAUUUCUUUCUGUAAAAGUAGUUUGCUUUUAAACUAGAUCCAGAUAAACAGGUAUCCAGAAAUAGAGUUGUUGGGUUUUCACAAUAGAACCUUUAACUUUACUUAAACCAGUUCCUUUUUAAAAGAAGCAAGUUCUUAAUAUAGCCAUUUCAGGGUCAAUAUUGUAAAUGACAGAGCUUUAAAAGAAAAACGCUAUAUGCAGUUGUAAAUUAAAUUAAUAUCAGCCUCUUUAUCAUCUACUCUCUUAAUUCUGAUGAAACAAUAUUUCAAUAACCUUUGUAUGAGAGGAACCUAAAUCAGUUUUAUUUGGGAUUUAAAAUCACAUUCAAGAAAAAGAAAUCACAUUCAGAGUGGUUUUGAACCAGUGUUUUUAUUCUUAAGCUAGAAUCCUUACACAAACAAGUAAUUUAUCUUGAAAAGAACUUUUUUUUUUUCUUUUUUAAUGUCACUAAAACAUCAAGGCCAGCAAAUUCUGUACCUAUAAUUUCUGUACAAAAAAACCACUUAGCCAUAUUUUUGAGCUGUUGAUGUACCAGUGCAUUCAAAGCAAAGCAAUGUGAAUUAUUAUUUUCAAAAGACAUAACUGGAUUGCUUUGAAUAAGUGAGUGAACCAAGAUUUUUCAAGGUUGCCCUCUUAAUUCUGUCUUUUUAAGAUGUAUGAAAACCAACAAAAAUAAAUACCAUUCAUCCUUGUAAGGUCAAAUGUGAACUGCAGAAGUUUUGAAGUUUAUUUAAUAUGAGGUUAAAUGAAGGUCGACUGUUUUCAACUUCUUAGUCUAUUUCUGUAAAAUGUGUCUAGAAUGAUGUGUAGUUGUGCUGUAUGAUUUUAUUUUCUUUAUUUAUUUACAGUCUUAUUUAUGUUCUGUUUAAUAUAGUUCAGUUCUGGUCAUUUAAAAUAUCUGACAUGAAAGAGGCCAUACUGGAUCAUAUUUAGCUUUAUGAGUCCUCCCAUAAUAGCUGUUAAUUAUAUAUAACUUUUUUAAAAAUUUGGAGGAAUAGUAAAGAAUAAAAACUAUCUCAGGCUAUUUGUUAAUAGAUAUGGCCAAGAUCAAAAUUUUUAAAAAAGAUUUUUAAAAAUUUACUCAUUUUAAAAAUGAAGAACAUUUUUAACAUGUCUCUUUUCCCUCACUUUGAAAAUCAGCCAUAAUGUUACAUACAUAACAUACAUAUUUAUGGGCAGCUUUUAACAAUUUUGUUAUUUUUGUACUAACCCAAAUUAUUCACAGUGAAAAAAAGUUAGUUAACUGAUCAAAAAUGGAUAAUUCAUGAAUUUUAAUCUUACAAAUAUUUUAAAAAUAGAAUUUACUCUUGAAAGAGUAUAACCAAUACAAUAUUUAGAUCUCCUGUUUCAAUUGUCAAUAUGUUAUUGCAGUUUUGCAUAUCAAACUCUUAAGUAUUACAUACACAAGAACAAUAUUGUUAUUAGCCAAAUGAACAAAGUUUAGCUGAAUUUUGUAAAUUACAAAUCAAGUAAUUUUAAAAAUCUUUUUUUUUUUUGCUAUUGCUUUAUCUAUACUGUAUUAAAUAUCAAAUGCUCAGGACUGAACUAAAUAUUUAAUCAGGUUAAAUUCUGAAUGUGUUUUCUGUUCUAAUUUGUCUUGUUUGUAAAAGUAUGCAAAUACAUCACAUAGAUUAACUUUUGUCUCUGCACUUUCCAUGUGUUUGUGAUUGGGGAAAAAAAUACAAUUUUUUAACAAAGAUA
This is a messenger RNA of Antechinus flavipes (yellow-footed antechinus), 6759 nucleotides long. RefSeq names its product WW and C2 domain containing 2 (gene WWC2). The record is from RefSeq and is a predicted model, not a curated record. Gene Ontology annotation, cellular component: cytoplasm. Gene Ontology annotation, molecular function: kinase binding; molecular adaptor activity. Lineage: Eukaryota; Metazoa; Chordata; Mammalia; Dasyuromorphia; Dasyuridae. The transcript has 23 exons. Bases 333 to 3926 code for a protein of 1197 amino acids. Gene Ontology annotation, biological process: negative regulation of organ growth; cell migration; regulation of DNA-templated transcription.